CUAUGAAAUACAGUUUCCUAUUUACUACAGCUUCAACUUCGAAUUCUCUUAUCGAAGUUCUUCUGCAAACCUGUUUGUAUCAAACUUCAAACCUAAGAGCAUCCAAAAUGAAACAAGUCUCCAUCUGGGUACUUUCUAUUUCAUUGUUUCUCAUUAAUCAUGUGACAAAUUCUGUUGAUGAUGGAGCCAGGGCUUCGUUGGUUGAAUUCCUUGAAGGAUUGUCUAGCAGCAAUGGUCAACCUGAUCCAAGUUUCGGUUGGAAUUUAUCUUCCGAUCCUUGCAGGGAUAAGUGGAAGGGAGUGCAAUGUGAUAAUAAGACUAACAAAUUGGUUAAAAAAAUUGUUUUUGAUAAUUUUAGUCUUUCAGGUUUUCUUAAUGCGACUGCUCUUUGCAAUGUACAAUCUCUUGCUGCGUCUCUUAUUGUUCUCAACCUUACUCGGAACAACAUUGGUGGUGUGAUCCAAGCUGAUAUUGCAAAUUGCAAACAACUCACUCGCUUGAUCUUGGGUGGGAACCAGUUCUCUGGGAACCUUCCAGACUCACUUGCAAUGCUAAGCAAUCUGAAACAACUUGAUAUAUCAAACAAUAGAUUUUCUGGUGACCUGCCAGGUUUGUCCAGGAUUUCAGGUCUCACAAUGUUCCUUGCUCAAAAUAAUCAGCUUACAGGGGAGAUCCCUGAAUUUGAUUUCUCCAAUCUUGAUCAAUUCAACGUCUCCAACAACUUCUUCAAGGGUCCUAUUCCUGAUACGAAAGGUAAAUUUCCUCCAAGCUGCUACCUAGGCAAUCCUGAAUUAUGUGGAGAAAUAUUGCAAAAGAAAUGUCCACCUUCCAAAAAGAAAUCAAAAGGUCUCUCCAGGAACCAGAUUCUUAUGUUCUUAGGGUAUAUUGCAUUGGGCUUGGCUAUUGUAGCUUUGAUUCUAUGCAGGUUCAAAAAGAAGAAAAGGGAGAAGGUUGAAGCUCCGAGUCCAAAUAAGGUAGCGUCAGUUGAUGAUGCUGUUGACAAGCCUAGUUUUACAUCAACCGAGUAUAAAACAGACAUGAGUAGAUCAGAAUUUUCGGUCAAUUCAGCUGAAAGUGCAUUGGUCUUGUCUUCACUGGUCGUUCUCACGAGUCCUACAGUAAGUGACUUGCAGUUUGAGGACUUGCUUAGAGCUCCUGCUGAGUUGCUUGGGAAGGGAAAGCACGGUACCCUCUAUAGAGUCGUAUUAGAGAAUGGGACAGCGCUGGCUGUGAAAAGGAUUAAAGGUUGGACAAUUCCAACUGAUGAUUUUAAGCAGAGAAUGCAAAGGCUAGACCAAGCAAAGCAUCCAAAUGUCUUGCCGGCUCUUGCCUUCUAUUGUUCAAAACAUGAGAAGCUCCUGAUCUAUGAAUAUCAGAUGAAUGGAAGUCUCUUCACGCUUCUCCAUGGAAACGAAAGGGGACAAAACUUUGAAUGGGCAAGCAGACUUGGUGUUGCAGCCAAAAUUGCAGAGGCAUUGGCCUUCAUGCAUGAGGAGCUUCAUAGCGAUGGAAUUGCUCAUGGUAACUUGAAAUCCUCAAACAUCAUGCUGAAAAGGGAUAUGGAACCUUGCAUAAGUGAAUAUGGUCUUAUGGUGGUGGAUCCUCAAGAAUCCUCUUCAAGUUCCAAUGUUAAUGGCAUCAAAGGAAUGCAACAAACUAAGGAUAGAGCAUCUAAUGCCUUCAAUGCAGACAUAUAUGGUUUUGGUGUGAUUCUGCUUGAGCUACUAACUGGAAGACUGGUUCAGAAUGAUGGAGUUGAUUUAACUUCAUGGGUUCACUCAGUGGUUCGCGAAGAAUGGACUGUAGAAGUUUUCGACAAGUCUCUAAUUUCAGAAGGUGCAAGUGAAGAGAGGAUGCUGAAUCUGCUGCAGGUGGCUAUAAAAUGUGUUAACCACUCUCCUGAGGCCAGGCCAAGCAUUAACCAAGUUGUUGCCAUGAUCAACACCAUAAAGGAGGAAGAAGAUAAAUCACUAGUCCUAUUCCAGGAACCAUAAUCUACAAACUGCUUUCCUCCAUUAAUCAGACGAAGAUUCAUGCGAAGACCGUAAAUGAAAUUUCCAGAUCCAUAUGUUUUCUUUCAAAUCUUUCAUUACAGUUAGUCCAGCAUUUAGUAAAAUUUGAUUUUGCAGAUAAUAUAUGUUCUUUUAACUCAA
Messenger RNA from Durio zibethinus, 2153 nucleotides. RefSeq names its product putative inactive receptor kinase At2g26730. The record is from RefSeq and is a predicted model, not a curated record. Gene Ontology annotation, molecular function: protein binding; protein kinase activity; ATP binding. Lineage: Eukaryota; Viridiplantae; Streptophyta; Magnoliopsida; Malvales; Malvaceae. Gene Ontology annotation, biological process: protein phosphorylation.